Molecule: messenger RNA, 1769 nt
Organism: Megalops cyprinoides (Indo-Pacific tarpon)
Lineage: Eukaryota; Metazoa; Chordata; Actinopteri; Elopiformes; Megalopidae
Product: putative oxidoreductase GLYR1
Exons: 16
Coding region: 1-1572 (523 amino acids)
Molecular function (GO): NAD binding; oxidoreductase activity, acting on the CH-OH group of donors, NAD or NADP as acceptor; NADP binding
Source: RefSeq, a predicted model, not a curated record
AUGGCGAGUGUGCACCUGAGAAUCGGGGACUUGGUUUGGGGAAAACUGGGACGGUAUCCACCCUGGCCUGGAAAAGUUGUAAGUCCCCCGAAGGAUUUGAAGAAACCAAGGGGCAAAAAAUGCUUUUUUGUGAAAUUCUUUGGAACUGAAGAUCAUGCCUGGAUAAAGGUGGAACAGCUGAAGCCUUACCACCCACAUAAAGAGGAGAUGAUCAAAAUUAACAAAGGCAAACGGUUCCAGCAGGCAGUGGAUGCAGUGGAGGAGUUCUUGAGGAAAUCCAAGGGGAAAGAACAGGCAUCACAUAAUUAUAGUAAUUCUGAAGACAAAAACAAAUCAACUGCAGCUGAUGGGAGAAAGCGAAGAAGUCCUACAAAGUCUGUGCAAUCCAUGUUAGAGGAAGAUGAAGAAGACCUACUCUCUCACAAACACAUCAGUCUUCAGAAGGAUGGAAAGGGUUUAACUGUCUCUGACCCUGAACCUUCUUCUGUUCAACGACUGGUCACUGGAACAGCUUCACGAUACAAAUGGGAGAGCAGUCAAGUAAAGGAUGACCCAUAUUUCCAUCACUUCCUGCUCAGCCAGUCUGAGAAGUCAGGUUCUUCAAUGGAGCCCAUCAGCAAAAGACUGAAGAUUAUAGAGGAGGAAAUGGCAUCAACAUCUAUUCAGGCAGCAGACAGCACAGCCCUUAAUGGCAGCAUCACACCCACAGAUAAACGGAUAGGGUUCCUUGGGCUUGGACACAUGGGAAGUGGAAUAGUUUCUAAUCUUUUAAAGAUGGGUCAUGUUGUCACAGUGUGGAAUCGCACAGCAGAAAAGUGUGACCUGUUCAUUCAGGAGGGAGCCAGGUUAGGACGAACACCAGCAGAGGUUGUCUCCAUGUGUGAUAUAACCUUUUCCUGUGUUUCAGACCCAAAAGCUGCAAAAGAUUUAGUUCUGGGUCCCAGUGGUGUGCUUCAGGGAAUCCAACCAGGGAAAUGCUAUGUUGAAAUGUCUACUGUUGACCCAGAAACGAUCAAUGAACUGUCACAGGUCAUCCCAUCCCGAGGCGGUCGGUUCCUGGAGGCCCCAGUGUCAGGCAGCCAGCAGCUGUCUAAUGAUGGCAUGUUGGUUAUUUUAGCUGCUGGAGACAGAACUUUGUAUGAAGACUGUAGCAGCUGCUUCCAAGCUAUGGGAAAAACAUCUUUCUUCUUAGGUGAAGCAGGUAAUGCUGCAAAAAUGAUGCUAAUCCUAAGCAUGGUGCAGGGCAGUUUCAUGGCAACGAUCGCCGAAGGGCUAACAUUGGCUCAAGUCACAGGGCAAUCACAGCAGACAUUCCUGGAUAUUCUGUGUCAGGGACAAAUGGCAAGCACCUUCCUGGACCAGAAAUGCCAAAAUAUUUUGCAGGGAAACUUCAGACCUGAUUACUAUUUGAAACACAUUCAGAAGGAUCUCCGGUUAGCAAUUUCAAUGGGUGAUUCAGUCAACCACCCAACUCCCAUGGCUGCUGCAGCCAAUGAGGUCUACAAGAGAGCAAAAGCGCUGGACCAGUCUGACAAUGACAUGUCAGCAGUUUACAGAGCCUAUAUUCACUGAAUCUGAAAGUAUACAUCAGAUUCUGCACCAUAUAUAUUUUUUAUUUCCUUUUUUAUAAAUUUGCUCAGAUUCUGCCUGUUUGGCAGCAGUGAUGUUAUUUUCCCAUAUGAGAUGGGAGCAAUUAUUUGUAAACCUGAGCAUUGCACUGACUUUGUACGAUAGUAACAUGAGCUUACUCAGCUCCUCACUGUUUUUUU